CCAUUGCCGCCGGUGGGAUGGUGUGUGCUAAAGCUGCACAGAGGAAGUUACGCAGCCGGGAUCAGGCACGGAGAUAAAAGCUCCGAUUGUGAUUGAAAGUGAGAGCAAAAGGGAUUUCAGCCUCGGCAUUAACUUGCGAGGGGAGCCGGGAUUGCACAAAGCUCCCCCGGCCAUCUGCCCUUGGGGGCCGGCGGCGCAGCGCCCGCCCGCCGCUCCGGGCUGGGCAGGGCAGGGCUGGGCUGGGCAGGGCUGGGGGGAGUGUUUUUGGGGGUUCCCCCGGCCCCGAAGUUGGCAGCUCCGCCGGGAGCCCCGCGCCGCAGAGCUCCCUGCCGGUCCCUCCUGCUGAUGAGCUCUGCCUUUGCCCUGACCAUGAAAGAGAGAGGAGAUCUCAGGUAGCCCCAUGGCUUGCAGCUGAAGGCUUUGGGAACUUGGUGCUCCGUUGCCAAAAGGCAGAAUUGGACAGGAAUCCUCGCCACCACCACCACGGGACACAGCGGGAGAAGCCAAGGCCAGCCCUGCCCCAGUCACCCCAGUGACCACCCAGCACCUGCUGGGACCACCACGGGUCUGGGCACAACCAUCCCUUGGGAGGAAGGAAUUUUAGCUCCAAGCAGUCUCUCUUGUCAGAGUCGUACUGAUGACCAGAUGCUCUCUUUAUUUUAUGUGCUAAUGUUCAAACACCCCAAUAAUUAAGGCAGACACAGUUUAAGGCACUUCCCACAGCGACGCAUUCGGAGCAGAAGGCUGAGGAAAACCUGAUCCAGCACCAUCUCACCGUCUCUCCAAUUUACUCCUAUCAAAUUUCAUCAGCAGCUCAGAACUUGAUCUUUGUAUUGAUUGACUGGAGUCACCUCUAGAUAUUUUCAUGCUGAUUGGAAGACCUUUCGUGCAAUAAAAGGGGGAAAAAUGAGGUUAAGGAAGACUUUUGACCACUGAUCAGCAACUCCGGCCAAAACUUUCCCAAUCAAGUGAAUUGCAAAGUUGGCUUCUGUUGCCCGGAGGAACUUUCCACAUCCAGACACAGAGCGGGCUCAUCCCUGUUACUGUCUGGAUCUCCUUCGACUGGAGCAUUUUUAGAUGAGGAGUUUCCAUGCUGAUCCCGAGAGCCACCCCUAGCCCAGUAGCCGCCUUCCUGGGGACUCUCGGCGCUGCCCUCGCCCAGGGAUCCCGCGCUUGGCCGCAGCUGCCAUGCUCUACCUGGCUGCUCUCCUCGUGCACUGCGUGCCCCUGGCCAUGGCACAGUAUGACAUUUGCAAGUCCUGGGUGACCACGGACGAUGGCCCGUCCUGGGAGUUUUACGCUUGCCAGCCCAAGGCCAUGCGGAUGAAGGAUUACGUGACCGUGCGCGUGGACCCGGCAGGAAUCACUUGCGGGGACCCUCCGGAGAGGUUCUGCACCCACGAGAACCCGUACCUGUGCAGCGACGAGUGCGACGCCUCCAACCCCGACCUGGCCCACCCGCCCAAGCUGAUGUUCGACAGCGAGGACGAGGGGCUGGCCACGUACUGGCAGAGCGUGACGUGGCGCCGCUACCCCGAGCCGCUGCUGGCCAACAUCACCCUGUCCUGGAACAAGAGCAUCGAGCUGACCGACGACAUCGUCAUCACCUUCGAGUACGGGCGCCCCACCAUCAUGAUGCUGGAGAAGUCGCUGGACAACGGGAGGACUUGGCACCCGUACCAGUAUUACGCAGACGACUGCAUGGAGGCCUUCAGCAUGCCAGCACGGAGGGUCCGGGACCUCUCCACCACCAGUGCCAACAGGGUGCUCUGCACGGAGGAGUAUUCCCGCUGGGCGGGCUCCAAAAAAGAGAAGACCGUCCGGUUUGAGGUGCGGGACCGCUUCGCCAUCUUCGCUGGCCCCGACCUCAAGAACAUGGACAACUUGUACACGCGGCUGGAGAGCGCCAAAGGGCUCAAGGACUUCUUCACCGUGACCGACCUGCGCAUGAGGCUGCUGAGACCCGCCCUGGGGGGCACCUACGUGCAGAGGGAGAACCUGUACAAGUACUUCUACGCCGUCUCCAACAUCGAAGUCACCGGCAGGUGUAAAUGCAACCUCCACGCCAACCUGUGCACCUUCAAAGAGGGCAGCCUCCAGUGUGAAUGUGAGCACAACACCACGGGCCAGGACUGUGGCAAGUGCAAGAAGAACUUUCGCUCCAGGUCCUGGCGAGCAGGGUCCUACCUGCCUCUCCCCAACGGGUCCCCCAAUGCAUGUGCAGCUGCAGGCUCAGCCUUUGGCACAUACGAGCGACCGCAGCGAGUAAACGCCGCAAAAACCACCACCGCAAAAACCACCACCGCAAAAACCACCACCACCGCCUCAACCACCGCCUCAACCACCGCCCCAACAACCACAACCAGCAGCAGCACCCCCCUACCAGCCAGCACCACCCAGCCAGCAAGCAUCACCAGACCAGCCUCUGAGUUUGCUGCCUCUGUGCCCGUGACAGAAACAGAGAAAAAAUCAGGUAUUUAAAGCCAGCCCGCCGUGCUGGCCCCGGAGCACAAGCCGAAGCCACCAGACCCUCCCAAGAACAUGCGAGCGGCUCCGAAGAGCAAACCAGGGCGCACAGCACACUCUGCAGGCAAGAAGCACGGCAGAAAGACAGCAUCCUCAAAGAGCUCAAAACUCAUCCGGCUCAAACCAAACUCUGGCCCAGUGGCUCCCAUUGAAACGUACAAAGACUGCGAGUGCUACGGCCACUCCAACCGCUGCAGCUACAUCGACUUCCUGAACGUGGUGACCUGCGUGAGCUGCAAGCACAACACGCGGGGCCAGCACUGCCAGCACUGCCGCCUGGGCUUCUACCGCAACAGCUCCGCCGAGCUGGACGACGAGAAUGUCUGCAUAGAAUGUAACUGCAACCAGAUCGGCUCCAUGCACGACCGCUGCAACGAGACCGGCUACUGUGAGUGCAGGGAAGGCGCCACGGGGCCCAAGUGCGACGACUGCCUGCCCAACUACUACUGGAGACAGGGCUGCUUCCCCAAUGUCUGCGACGACGAGCUCCUGCUCUGCCAGAACGGCGGCACCUGCUACCAGAACCAGCGCUGCAUCUGCCCCGUGGGCUUCAAGGGCGUCCUGUGCCAGCAGUCCCGCUGUGAAGUGGACAAAAAGGACUGUGACGGUGCUCCCGGUGCUGGCGGUAGCCUGGCCACCGUGGCGCUGGGGGUGCUGGCCCUGCAGCUGCGAGGCUGGGUGGACCUCUGAGGCUGCACAGGGAGCCCAGCCCGGGCACGUCACCCGAGGGACCUGGGGACACCGAGGUGACGGGUGGCCGUCCCCAGCGCCUCCUCCGCCUUCCCUCACGCUAGGACUUGCACAGCGUUCUUUGGGUCCACUUUCCAAGCAGAGAGGUACGCAGGGAGCCCGGUGCUGACCCCUGCCCGGUGUCCCAGCGCGGUGACACGGGGACCGCAGCAGCCUGUGCGGGACACGGCGCACAGUGACUCUGUCCUGCUCCGCACAGGGCGGCCCGGGGCCGCCCAAGGCUCUGGGCAAACAGUGCCGCGAUCCAAGGGAUUUUUUUUUAUUAUUACUUUCUUUACUUUGGUAUAGGCUGGGGUGCUGUUUUUAUUUUCCCUCCUCUUGGCGUCCUGUUUUGGAAGAGCCUGUCACGACAACUGCAGGCAGGGGACAGGAGGGAGGGGAAGGGGACUCUGGUCCAUCCCUGCUGCAUAGUCCCACAUCCCACCACGGGCCCCGCCUGGCCACGCACAUACCGUUGCCUACGACUGUAGUUGCUGCAUUGAUUUUGUAUUUUCAUGGCUGGGUUUUGUUUUCUUGCACUUGCAGAGAGCACAGGGGCCGCGAGGCAUUCGGAACGUGAGGAGUGCAGUGUCUUAUCCACACAUGUCCGUAUGGUGUACGGGUCAAAUACUUCUUUUGGGAGAGACUUAUUUUUGUUUGGAUUAAAUGUUAUAACAGAACCACGACCUAAAGGGACAUUUUACCAUGAGCAUUUGAUUCUGGUGUAUCCUCCUCCAGUAAAGCAACUAUUAAUGGCUGCUUGAUCACCACGUUUUCCUUUACGUGUGCACAGUUAAUUACAGGUAAAGACUUAUUUUUUGAUUCAUAA
Messenger RNA from Hirundo rustica (Barn swallow), 4084 nucleotides. RefSeq names its product netrin G2 (gene NTNG2). The record is from RefSeq and is a predicted model, not a curated record. The transcript is spliced from 14 exons. Lineage: Eukaryota; Metazoa; Chordata; Aves; Passeriformes; Hirundinidae.